Messenger RNA from Poecilia reticulata (guppy), 3033 nucleotides. RefSeq names its product THAP domain-containing protein 10-like. The record is from RefSeq and is a predicted model, not a curated record. NCBI's taxonomy places the organism in Eukaryota, Metazoa, Chordata, Actinopteri, Cyprinodontiformes, Poeciliidae. Gene Ontology annotation, molecular function: sequence-specific DNA binding.
GAAAAUAGAAGACAGAUCGCGCAUGCGUCUCGGCGGUUGUUAUUGACUACAGUGUGUUUGUUAGCAUUGUUCUUUGCGCCUUUUCGUGUUUUUAAAUGAAUUCAUCCUAUAAUGGUGUUUACCUGCGUCGUUCAGGGCUGCGGGAAAAGACCUGAGCCGUACGUGAGAAGCCUGCAUGGAUUCCCUAAUAACCUGGAGACGAUAAAAGCCUGGAGUAAGUUCGUGAAGAGGACCAAACCGUAUUGGAAUGGCAACACUCCUUCAUCGAGGAUCUGUAGCGAGCAUUUCCAGCCAACAUGUUAUAAAAACCACAUGGCCUGGUCGAUGGGAUGUGUUAGGACGCUGGAUCUGAUAGAUGACUUUCAGGUGCCAACGAUUUAUCCUGCUGUGGCUGAGAAAAAUGCUUCAUCGCUCACCAAGGAUGAUCUCAAAGCAGGCAUACAUAUACAGACCCAUCAAAAGGCACCAGGUAGUUCCACCAUGCUUGCACCAGCGGAAAUAAAACAGGAGGAGGAAACGCACUGCUCUGGAACCACAGAGACACCUCCUAUUCAGGACUGUCAUGUAAAGGCCGAGCACCAGGUGAUGUACUUUGUAAGACAUGUGGCGACCCAGACCGACCCUCCGUCCAUUUCCACAAACACACGGUCAGUCGGCACCCAGCUGACCAGGUUAUCCCGAAGUACAGGUUCACAGGUGAAAAUGGGUCGAGAUUAUGGUGUCUGCACAGUUCCCUUAAAAACUCCCCGGCUGCUCUUACAACCAACAUUGGUUAAAAGACCAUCCAAGAGACUUCGACUUGCCCUGGAAUGUGAGGAGGAAGCUUCCUCAGGAGGCAUCGCAUCUACAGCAGUUCAGGUCAAAACCAGUUCAACGUAAACCUGUGGACCGUUUCGGUGCAGCAGUCAUGCCUCUUGGACCAGAGAACAUAAAAGCACGUGUCCAUGUAGCUUUUGUCGUUGGUGCGGGGAAAAAGUUUAUCCGCCACCUUGUCAUUAAGUUAAUAAAUGUGAUGCACUUGCUUUAUGCUACAACUGAAAACUGUGCAAUGCUUGCUGGGGUGGAACGUUCUGUUCUAUCUCAAUAGCUCUUAGAAACUGGCCAUGUGAAAUGGACAAAAGCUGCUAGAACCUCACUUUUUUUGGGAUUUUCUUCUGAUAUCAGAUUGUUUGGAAACAAUCUGUAGCGACAUCAUUAGCCCUCUUUUUGUUGAGAGCAACUCCACAGAUAUUGCUGCUUAAUGGAAUAAUAAAAUAUAUCAAUGAAUGGCUCAAUUUAGAAUGUUUUGUGCAAAUAGAAACCUUACAGUUGAAACCAUAAGUUUGCAUACAGCUUUUCUUUUCUUUUUUUUUUUUAAUAAAACGUGAUUUCUAAUCCAUAACACUAGCUGGGUUUUCCUUCAUUGUUUAAAGAGAUCAUUCUGAUAAUAAAUGUGACACACUUGUUUUUGCUAUUGUGGCAUUCAUGCAGUGUAAGUUUAGGCUUAUUAAAUUAUUUCAGAUUUCAUUUGUCGUUAGAAAUGUAUUUAGAGCAUUUCUAAUCACUGUUUGUCUUCCCAAUGAUAUUACUUUUUCUCCUGCCUUGAGCAGGAGAUGAACGCAUCAUAGUGACGAGGGACAGCAGUGCUGUACUUAUCCUCCAAUCCAGUUGGUGGCGGUAAUGAAGAGAAAGUACACAAACCUCGCAUGUCUCAUUGAUCGGAGUGUUUACUGGGAUUCUUCCCCUUUGUUUUUCUCUCAAUUCGCGUGUUUUUAAGUGAUUUAUUCCUUCAAUGGUGUGUAUCUGCGUCGUUCAGGGCUGCGGGAAACGACCUGAGCCGUACGUGAGAAACCUGCACGGAUUCCCGAAUAACUUGGAGACGAUGAAAGCCUGGAAUGAGUUCGUGAGGAGGACCAGACCGACUUGGAAUGGCAACACUCCUUCAUCGAGGAUCUGUAGCGAGCAUUUCCAGCCAGACUGUUAUACAAACCACAUGGCCUGGUCGAUGAAAUGGGUUAGGAAGCUGGAUCUGAUAGAUGACUUUCAGGUCCCAACAAUAUAUCCUGUAGUGGUUAAGAAAAGUCCUGUGUUACUUGCCAAGGAUGACUGCAAAACGGGCAGAAAGGUCAGCCCGACCCCACCGGGCAGUUCCACCAUGCUUGCAUCAGUAGAAAUAAAAAAAGAGGAGGAGGAUGAAUCAUACUGUUCAGGAGCCACAAUGACACCUCUUAUUCAGGACUGUCAUGAAAAGACAGAGUACCAGGUGAUGUACUUUGUACGACAUGUGGCGUCCCAGACCAACGCUCCGUCCAUUUCCACAAACACACGAUCAGUCGGCACACAGCUGACCAGGAUACCACGACAAAUUAAAGUUCAAACUACAGGCUCACAGGUGAUGUUUAAUAGUCAACAUCGUAUUAUCUGCACAGACCCCUUAAAGUCACCACGGCUGCUCCUACAUCCAACUCUGGUAAAAAGACGAUCCAAGAGACUUCAACUUGGACUGGAAUAUGAGGAGGAAGCUGCUCAGGACAAGACCAGUUCAACAUGAACCUGUGGACCGUUCUGGUGCAGCAGACAUACCUCUUGGACCAGAGAACAAAAAAAGCAGAUGUCCAUGUAGCUUUUGUCUUUGGUGCGGGGAAAAUAUUUAUCGAGCACCUUGUCAAAUGACAUAAAACUAAGUUUAUGCCACCGCUAGAGGCAAUGCAAUGCUUGCUGGGAUAGAAAGCUCAGUUCCACAUCAAUAUCUCUUAGCAAUCUGCAUUACGCUAUAUGUUUGCGGCCUAAUUUUACUACGAUAUUACAUUAAUAGGAAAAAAGAAAGACUAUGCAUCCAUCCAUUAAUUAAAUCCGCUUGUCCUCAUUGUCCAUUAGAGACAGGCUUUCUCUAGUGGUUAUUGACAGAGAGUCAGGCUACACCCUUGACAGGAAGAUAAAAUAAAACUAGGUGUUGCACUGAACAUUUUCCAUUCAAGAAUAUUGCCAGUAAAAAUCUAAUUCUGAAAAUCUUUUCAAGUAUAUUGAGCUUAAUUUAACUUUACAUGCUACCCU